AUGGAUUUGCUUGUGGACAGAAUAGAAAAUCCGGGACAACGACGUAAAACGUCGCUGAAGUUCCCGCAAGAAACUCCGAAUGUUGGUAGACAACCUGGAGGAAGUCAACCUUUUGAAGAAGGCAGUAGGCGUAAACCAGAUGUGGUGACAGGCAUUUCAAAAAAUGCCAUGGACCGGCAGCAACCAGAUGGAGAGGUUCGAAGGGUCAGUGUGCCGGUGAUUUCUGUAAACGACAAGCCCGUCAAUCGAGGGACGAGAGCGACAGAGAAAAGGGCAGGUUCUGUGGCUGGGAACUUCGCUCAACCCAAUAGAAGGCCUUCCCACCACAUGACCCCGCGAACUGGAGCCAACGGGGAUUAUACCACAGCUUCAGCCGGCAUGUUUUCAGAUUGUAUGUUUGGUGAAACUGGUCACAAGCCGACUCCUUCGGUGCUGUCAAAGCGUUCAAACAGAUCAGAGUCAACAUCUUCCUCUUCAGCAUCUUCAUCCUCCUCCAUACACACACAUGGUGGACACAAGUCAGAUUACAAAACCGAGCAGUCUAAAAGGAUGCCUACCGUUGCCACAGAAGUGGCGUCUCAAGCUCCAAGUAGUUUGCAGGUUGAAGCAGCGCUGAAUAGAUACUCGUUUCAUAACAGAAAUCCAAACCCAAAUCCAAAACUGCACAAGGGAAAACAAGGAUCAUUUUCCACACCAACAAGCAACGAUGGCAAACGUCUUGUUAAUCAGUUUCUUCGAUCAAUGGAUGUUGCGCCGAAUGCAUCCGGAUUCCACUUCGGUAAACCAGACAAAAUCACCGAAUUUUCAGCGAAUGAGCAAUCUUUGUCUGCAAAUACAACAGAUUUUGACCUGCCAACAAAUGGUUCUUUACAGAACUUACUCUAUCGAGAUUUGGACUCUUUGAGGAGAAAUAAAAACAAACAGCAACAAGUACCGAGAUCACCCUAUGGACAAGGUCAAGCACCUUCAUCCUCAGAAACAUCAUCACAAUUCGCAUUGUAUAACCAGGGUACCCCUGGUUCAUCGUCUAAUUCAUUUGAUACGCCAACGCACUCUACAUCGGUAAAUGAGUCUGAAAAGUCUGUGGCAAUGAAGAGAAAUGGUAGUCUUAGCAACGGCGUUUUCCUCAAUUACAAUGAGGUCGACUAUUACAGACGGCACAUCGGGUCAGAACUGCACAAAUUUGAAGAGAUACUAAAGCAUAACUUGAAAACGGUUAUAAUGAAAAAUGAACAUGACAUGGAAAAAAACUUGUCAAAUUUUGAUUUGUUAACAGCAGAAUUAUCAAGACUAAAAAACAGAGCAAGUGCUUUACAUGAUCAAAUAGCAAACAACGACCUUGUUAAGCUACGAAAAGAUUUUGAAAAAAAUGAUAAGGAUUCCUUUUUAGAAGUGCUUACAACAUCCACAAACUCAAACGCAGAGAAAUUAGAGGAGCUCGAGAAGAGGAUUAAUAUUUGUAAGCAAAAACUUUUCCAACAAAGAGACACUUUACGAAAGCUGGAAGGAUUGCUGACAUUGGAGGAUUCACUUUUGGAUUCAAAAAAAACGUCAAAUGUAGCCUACAGAUAUAGAUAUAUUGUUAUCGAUAUAGGAGUUAUGGCGGCUUUAAUUGGAUUUUCCCUUCUCGUCAAAUGGCUCUUUUGGAACCAUUAUUAG
Molecule: messenger RNA, 1659 nt
Organism: Zygotorulaspora mrakii
Lineage: Eukaryota; Fungi; Ascomycota; Saccharomycetes; Saccharomycetales; Saccharomycetaceae
Exons: 1
Coding region: 1-1659 (552 amino acids)
Cellular component (GO): endoplasmic reticulum
Source: RefSeq, a predicted model, not a curated record